Molecule: messenger RNA, 3165 nt
Organism: Centropristis striata (black sea bass)
Lineage: Eukaryota; Metazoa; Chordata; Actinopteri; Perciformes; Serranidae
Product: GTPase IMAP family member 8-like
Exons: 7
Coding region: 1-3165 (1054 amino acids)
Molecular function (GO): GTP binding
Source: RefSeq, a predicted model, not a curated record
AUGGCAUGCCCUGAGGAAGGCCUAAGGCAAAACAUUCUGCAGCUCGAGUUGAGUUUCUCUCGUGUGGGUUUCCUGCAGAGUGACAGUAUGGCUGAAACAUCUGUGUCAGAGGACGUGCAGCCUGUGGAGCGCAGGAGCAGCUUUGAAAUCCUGCCACCUCUCAUGUCUGAGCUGAGAGUUGUUCUGCUGGGGAACAGCUGGUCUGAGAGGAGUUCAGUGGGGAACUUGAUACUAGGAAAGACUUUGUUCAGCACAGAGGAUGAACCAGACCGCUGUGUGAGACACCGAGUGCAGCUGGAGAAGAAAGAAAUAGUUCUCAUCAACACUCCAGAUCUGCUGCUUCCUAGCAUCUUCCAACACAAACUUAAACUACAUGUGGAAAACUGUGUGAGACUCUCUGCUCCUGGACCUCAUGUGUUCCUGCUGGUUCUACAGCCUGAAGACUUCACUGAGAAAUACAGACUGAGACUCUGCAGAGUCCUGAAACUCUUUGGUGGCCGAUCCUUUGACCACUCACUGGUUCUGAUUUCGACACCCCGAGAGGAGAGUUCAAGUGCCAGGGAAAACUACAUGAACCAUCCACCCUUGAAAAACAUCAUCAGAAUCUGCAGAGGCCAGUUUUUAAGGAAGAAGACUACCGAGCGUCCAGACCUGCUGGCAUGCUUGGAACAAAUUGUGAAGGAGAACAGUGGAGAACAUGUGAGCUGUGAAGAAUUUGUAGAUUCAGCCUCUGCUUUAUCCAGCUAUCAUCAAAGACUGCAACAACAGGAAGUCCCUGCUAUCUCAUCUGAUGAAGCUACCGAGUCUGCACUCAGGAUUGUGCUGUUGGGGAAAAUUGAGCAUGAAAAGACAAGACUUGUGAACGUCAUCAUUGGAAAAGGCGAUCAUUUCCAAAAACAUUCUCCCUUAAAGCAAUGUGUGGUUACCUAUGGGGACUGGAGAGGAAAACCAUUAACAGUAGUUAAAGCCCCAAACAUCUUUAGACUGCCUUUGGAAACAGUGAAAGAAGAGAUGAAGGAAUGUGUGUCACUUUGUCCUCCUGGACCAAAUGUUCUGCUGCUGUUCGUGAAACCAUCUACAUUCACAGAGAGGAAGACACAAAGAUUGAAGUUCAUCCUGAGUUUGUUUGAUCAAGAUGCUUUGAAACACUCCAUGGUCAUCCUGACACAUGACCAGUAUAAAGGUUUCUUUGUGAAUCAGCUGCUUCAAGACUGUGGAGGAAGACACUACAGCAUGGCUGAAGAUGACCAAAGACUUUUGAUGAAGAAGAUUGAAAACAUUAUGCGUCAUAACAAAGGAAACUUCCUCACCAUUACUGAACACAUGAAACCAGCUCUAAACGUGGUUGUGUGUGGGAGGAGAGGAGCAGGGAAGACCUCAGCAGCCGAGGCCAUUUUAGGUCAGACAGAGCUUCAUUCAGUCUCCAGCUCAGAGUGUGUUAAACAUCAGGGAGAGGUGUGUGGACGUUGGGUUUCCCUGGUGGAGCUGCCUGCAUUGAAUGGAAAACCUCAGGAGGAAGUGAUGGAGGAAUCAAUCAGGUGUAUCUCCCUCUGUGAUCCUGAGGGCGUCCAUGCCUUCAUCCUGGUCCUUCCUGUGGGUCCCCUCACUGAUGAAGACAAGGGAGAGUUGGAUACCAUCCAGAACACUUUCAGCUCUCGAGUCAAUGACUUCACCAUGAUUCUGUUCACUGUGGAGUCAGAUCCUACAGCUCCAGCUGUUGAUAACUUUCUAAAGAAAAGCAAGGACAUCCAGGAGCUCCGUCAGAGCUGUGGAGGAAGACAGUUUGUCCUCAACAUCAGGGACCAGCAGCAGAUCCCAGAGCUGUUGGACAGUUUAGAAAAAAUUAGACCCAAAAAAGACAAACCAAGCUGCUACACAACAGAAACAUUCAUUGCCCAAAAAGAGAAAAACCAAGCCAGCCUACAGCCUGAACUUGGGGACCAGAAAACAAGCAACUGUAAUAACUCCUGUUGUUCUUGUCUCACAGGUGAUGAAGAGCAGCAGAGCCCAGAGAGUCUCAGGAUUGUGCUGAUAGGGAAGACCGGCUGCGGGAAGAGUUCUUCAGGAAACACCAUUCUAGGAAAAAAGGAGUUCAAAGCUGAAAUAGGCCAAAUAUCAGUUACUAAAGAGUGUCAGAAAGCAGAGAGUGAAGUGGACGGUCGUCCUGUUGUUGUGGUCGACACUCCUGGUCUGUUUGACACAACUUUGUCCCAUCAAGCAGUUAAUGAAGAGUUGGUGAGAUGCGUCAGUCUUCUGGCUCCAGGACCACAUGUCUUCCUUUUGGUGUUACAAAUUGGCAGACUGACAUCAGAGGAGAAGGAGACAUUAACACUGAUCAAGGAAGUCUUCGGGAAGGAUGCUGAAAAGUUCACCAUCAUCCUUUUCACCAGAGGAGAUUCACUGAAACAUGAGGAGAUUUCUAUUGAUGAAUACAUUCAGGAAAAAUGUGAUGAUUCCUUUAAGAGUCUGAUUGCUGACUGUGGAGGAGGAUACCAUGUGUUCAAUAACUAUGAUAAAGAAAACCAUGUGCAAGUUAUUGAGCUGAUAAACAAGAUCGACACCAUGGUGAAGAAGAAUGGAGGCAGCUGCUACACCAAUGAAAUGCUGCAAGAGGCCGAGGCAGCGAUACAGAAAGAAGUGGAGAAGAUCCUGAAGGAGAAGGAAGAAGAGAUACAGAGAGAGAGGGAGGAACUUCAGAGAAAACAUCAGGAAGAAAUGCAAGAGAUGAAAAGAAGACUGGAAGACCAGAGAGCAGAAACUGAACAAGAGAGAGAAUCCAGAAUCAGAAAGCUAGAAGAAAUGAAAGAAACAAUAAACAAGGAGCGUGAUAGGGGCAAGAUAGAAAAAGAAAGGAGGAAAGAAGAAGACAGGAAGAAAAAAGAACAGGAAGAAACUGAACAACAAGAGUGGGAAGAAAAGCUUAAAGGUUUGGAGCAACAAAUAAAAGUAAAUUCUGCAUCAGAUGAAGAAAAGAGAAAUGAGCUACAGCAGAAGAGAGAUGAGUUGAGACAGAAACAAGAAAGCCGCGAGAGGGAACAAAAAGAUUACUGGGGCGAACGGCACAUGGAAAAGGUGGAAAGACGAAAACAGAACAAAACAAGACUCAAAGGGCUCCAAAUGGAGCUGAAUCCCAUUACCGCCCCUUUCCCCUACCCCUCUGUCUGA